GGCAGUAGCAUGAUCCCAGAGGAGAUUCAGAGACUCCUUGAAGAUGCUGAAGGUUACCUAGUGGAUGGACUGCAGAAUGAAAACUUGAGUGCUAAAGCAAGGGAGCAGAGGGAUGCAAUUCUCUUUGGCUUCCAGCAAGUCAAAGCCAGGUAUCACUCGGAGCUUCUGCCCCGAGAAGAGGAUCUGCAUGAUGCUUGCUUUGGACGAGACAGCUCUGAUGAAAAUCAGAGCUGGAGUUUGGUCCCUUCCAUGACAUCUGACGUUUCACUUCCAUCAGACUUCCAGGAAGAUGGGUUGGAGGAAAUCAUACCGAGGCCUGUUCAAGACGCAGGGAACAUUCUGAAGCAAGGAUAUUUGGAGAAGAGGUCCAGAGACCAUGGCUUCUUUGGGUCGGAGUGGCAGAAGCGGUGGUGUGUCCUCAACAGAACUACCUUUUACUACUAUGCAAAUGAGAAAAGCAAACAACCUAAAGGUACCUUUUCCAUUGAGCACUAUAGUGCCCGACUGGCUUCCCAUCUCCGCAAAGACUCUCGAAGAAAAUGCUGUUUUGAAUUAAUCUGCCCUGGCAAACGUACCUACGAGUUCACAGCCCGAAGUCCAGCAGAGGCUGAAGACUGGGUGGACCAGAUCCAGUUCCUCCUGAAGGACCUGACCUCCGUCACUAUCCCGUAUGAUGAAGAGGAUGAGGAAGAGCUCUACAAUGACGUGGACAGUUCUGACUCUCUGAAUACAGCAUCCCACAACACUACCAUGAAUCAGGAGGAGCCAGACGAUGGGAUAGGAGAGGAUGACAUCUAUGAGAUUUUGCCAGAGGAGGAGCUGGACCCCCCCUUUGCAGAGGGCACUGAGGAUGCUGGAAGCGGACAGAGAAAUGGAGGCAACGCCUCGGAGAGGCAGUGGGGAGCAUCCGGCGCUGGGCCAGGGAGAGCGGUGCUCCGGCCAAAACAAUUGGAGGAGAGGGCAGGAAAUGACUCAGGGCCCGAAGGAAGCUGGCGCAGGGAGGGAUCUCGGCACUGGAAGCCGGAAGGCAACGCACCACCACCCUAG
Molecule: messenger RNA, 1047 nt
Organism: Struthio camelus australis
Lineage: Eukaryota; Metazoa; Chordata; Aves; Struthioniformes; Struthionidae
Source: RefSeq, a predicted model, not a curated record